AUCACGUGUGUAUUAUUUCAAAGCCAUGCAACCGGGUCAGAGUUCAGUAAAUACUGAUGAUGUCAUCGUGUGAAGAUGGCUGAAGGAGAAGGCUGGUGGGGAGGCUGGCUUCAGCAGAGCUUCCAGGCCGUCAAAGAUAAGUCAUCUGAGGCCUUAGAAUUCAUAAAGCGAGACCUGACAGAGUUCUCCACUGUGGUGCAACAUGACACGACCUGCUCUAUUGUGGCUACUGCCACUGCUGUCAGAAACAAGCUUGCGGUGGAAGGUUCCCAUGAGACCACAGAGAAGGUGAAGAAGGGCCUCUCUAGUUUCUUAGGGGUGAUAACAGACACGCUUGCUCCACCUCCUGAUAAAACCAUUGACUGUGAUGUCAUCACAUUGGUGGCAACGCCAGCAGGAACUACAGAGGUUUACGACAGUUCGAAGGCACGUCUCUACAGUUUACAAGCUGACCCGGCUACAUACUGCAAUGAGCCUGAUGGUCCCCCAGAGCAGUUUGACAACUGGCUGUCCAGCUUCAGUUUGGAAGAUAAGAAAGGAGAAAUCUCAGAGCUUUUGGUCAACAGUCCCUCUAUACGAGCCCUUUACACCAAAAUGGUGCCAGUGGCUGUAGCCCAUUCAGAAUUCUGGCAGAGAUAUUUCUACAGAGUCUUCCAGUUGGAUCAGGAGGAGGCGAGGAGAGUUGCGUUGAAGCAGAGAGCGGAACAGACCACACACACAGAGACCUUAGGCUGGGAGGAGGAGGAAGAGGAAGAUGACUUCCUCGGCGCCACAUCAUCAUCUCAACUCAACUUUACAAACCCACUGGACAACAGCUCAACCCUGCUCCAGACGACCUCGACCCCUCCCACGGGUACGACCCUGCGGAGCCCCAUCCUGUCUCCAAGCGAAGAACGUGACAACACCCUCUCAUUCAGCAGCGACAGCGUCAGCCUGCCGACUCAGGUGGAAGUGCGGCUGGAGCCCGUUGUCACAGAGCUGGCCGAGAAACUGAUAGAAGCCAGCUUCGAAGAUGUCGCGGACAAGACACAGGAAGAGCAGAGGCCCGGAAAGAAUGACUUACCUGUUGAGGCUCAAGUGGAAGCUGUAACCCAGCCAGACGUCACUACUGAUGGGGCGUCAGUGCGGGCGUCUGCCCCCACCUCGAAACCAGAGGCGGCAAAGGAGGAGGGGCCGCAGGACCUGAGAGUGUUCGAGCUUAACUCUGACAGCGGGAAAUCUACGCCCUCUAACAAUGGCAAGAAAGGGUCCAGCACCGAUGUGAGCGAGGACUGGGAGAAAGACUUCGACCUGGACAUGACAGAAGAAGAAGUCCAAAUGGCACUCUCUAAAAUAGAAGCUUCUGGAGAGAUGGACGAAGACUGGGAGAACUGGGACUGAGAGCCACCGCAACACAAACUCUGUCCCGCCAUUAAAGCUAGUUCUCGGCAGACGAACCAUGCUUAACGUGUUUUAACUCUUUGUCCACACUGUCACCAUGUCAUGAUUGUCAGUAGGGGAUUUUCCAGCAGGUUUGGACCAUGUAGGUAAACCUGUUAAAAAAGAGCAACGGGAAGACCAAGGCAAUAAGAAUUACACUGCUCCGUCAGCUGUCAGUUUAGUGCAAAUAGGCCGCUAGCGAGGGUAAUGACUCAGGUCUUGGCUAUUUCUUGGAGUAACUUGUGACUUAGAGAGCUUAUGACACUAGUCACUACCUUUUUAAAGCUUAAGGACACGCAGUGACAAGGCAGACUGGGAAAGGUUUCACUGCAGCAGGGGAGGAGCUGUUUCCCCUUUUUUCUUUAUGCCAUUAAACUCAUCACGUACCGUAUGUUUUGAGUGCAUUGCAGGUUUGGUUUGGAAAUGACUUAACUGCAGGCUGCAAAUUACCCAUAAACUAUAAUGCUGCUUGUCACCUUUCUAAGAUGAAAUACAAGUGAUUUUUGAAUGAUGAUGCUCGAUUGAUUUGAUUCUACCUGUGCCCCCUAUCUUUCUUUCUCAUCUUUAAUAUGCAAAUGAAUCCUCAAAAUGAAAAACAAUACUUUGGCCUUCAUUCACAGAGCACUUUUCAUUUUGGAUUCACUCCCAACUCAAGAUUUAUGGCCUUUUAAAACACACACUAGUGUGAUAAUGUUAUCCAAAUAUUUUUGUUACCAGCUAAUGUGUCAUUAUUAGUUAUUUCCCCUCUCUUUGUCUUGUCAUGUGAUUCAUUUGCAUAUAUGAGCUUAUUAUAGGCUGUAACUGUCACUUUUAAAUGUUUCACUUCAUGAUUUGUCUUAUUUUUGGUUAGAGGGAAUUCAUUAAUUAUGACUUCAAGAGAAUUUAAACGAGUCCUGGUGUCAUGAUACUAGAUUCUUUGGCUUGAAAUUGAGGCAAGCAUCUGUUGUUAUUUACUUGUUAAGGAAAAUAUGACAAAUUGGUGAAGUUUAAAGCUUCUCUCUCUGCCCAUGUUUGGAACAAAAUGGCUCAGCAGGUAGUGUGCCAAGUAGACCAAGGAGCCACAUGAGCACGCUCCAUGCUUUUCUGAAUUCCUUUUCCAUCAUCUGUAAUGUGACCGAGAAAAAUAAUCCUAGAGAUGUAAUAUUUAUACUAAACUAAAUGCUUAAUUAUUGUAUAAUGUGCUUUGGAUUGCAUGUCUGGUGCAAUAACAUGCAAAACAUUGUGCAGAUGGUUACUGUUGAGUUGUAUGUUUUUUUUCGGUAAAGACAUUGGCUGUUCUUAAAGUUUUUGUGUUCUGACAAUGUGUUGCAUGUCUCUAAUUCUCGGCUGUGUAUUCCCUUCAGAUUCACACUUUGAACUAAUCAAAGCUGUUCUACACACAUCUGUUUUCAAAGCUGUCAAGUUAUUUCUUUUUUUAAGUCAAGUAUUUCACUAUAUUUUUCAAAUGAUCAUUGUCAUUAAAGGAUUCAUGGCGAA
This is a messenger RNA of Centropristis striata (black sea bass), 2895 nucleotides long. RefSeq names its product BSD domain containing 1 (gene bsdc1). Bases 76 to 1380 code for a protein of 434 amino acids. NCBI's taxonomy places the organism in Eukaryota, Metazoa, Chordata, Actinopteri, Perciformes, Serranidae. Gene Ontology annotation, cellular component: cytoplasm. The transcript has 11 exons. The record is from RefSeq and is a predicted model, not a curated record.